Trachemys scripta elegans is the source of this 1942-nucleotide messenger RNA. RefSeq names its product transmembrane protein 199 (gene VMA12). The coding region runs from base 102 to 707 and encodes 201 amino acids. Gene Ontology annotation, cellular component: endomembrane system. Lineage: Eukaryota; Metazoa; Chordata; Testudines; Emydidae. The transcript has 6 exons. The record is from RefSeq and is a predicted model, not a curated record. Gene Ontology annotation, biological process: vacuolar proton-transporting V-type ATPase complex assembly.
CCCUUUGCGAGCGGCCACUCCCGGAGAAGCCGCUCUCUAUGGCUGGUCGGGGAGGCCUUGGGAACGGGCCUGUGAUCAUGUGACCCCCCGUCCUGUCCAAGAUGGCGUCCUCCAUACUGGCGGGGGAGCGGCUGGUGCGGGCGGCGGCCUCUGCCAGCGGGGAGCUUGGGCGGCUUCCCCGCGAGCUGCGGGCGGAGCUGGAGGCCGCUUUGGGGGCCCAGGCCGCCGGGCGCGGCCCCCUCGUCCCCUUCAGCCUGCUCCGGAAGCUGCAGGGCGCCCUGCGCCAGGCAGGUUCUCCUGUGUAUCUCCAUGAGCUACUGGAAGGCAGCGAGAUUUAUCUCCCUGAAGUGGAGAAACCUCCAAGGAACCCAGAGCUGGUGGCCCGUCUGGAGAAGAUAAAGGCUAAGCUAGCCAAUGAGGAAUACAAGCGGAUAACAAGAAACAUCAACUGCCAGGAACUGAACCGGUACGGGACUCUGGCUGACUUGGGAAGGCAAGUUAGGUCCAUGAAAGCCGUGGUCAUCACCAUAUUCAACUUCAUUGUCACAGUGGUGGCUGCAUUUGCCUGCACAUACCUGGGCAGCCAGUACAUCUUCACAGAAAUGGCAGCGCGUGUGCUGUCAGCUGUGAUCGUGGCCUCAGUGGUGGGCUUGGCUGAACUGUACGUGAUGGUGCGGACCAUGGAAGGGGAGCUUGGAGGAUUGUAGUCAGGAGGCUUUCACUUAGACUGUGAUCCUUAUGCUGGAGGUCUUUUCCUCCCCUGUGGGUUGAAUGAAUCACCAGAUGCACUGAACAGGGACCUUGUGGCAUGGAACAGAAGAGUCAGCCGCAUUGGGAGGUUUCAAAUCCAUGAAUGGCCCAGGGAAGAGUGGGGGGAUCGUCUAGCUCUGAAGUUGCUGUCCCUUGUUCAAAAUAAAUGGGUUCUGUGUGCAUUAGAAUUACCUUCCUCCUGCCUGAAGGCAGAUUCCUAGGGCGGAGGUGCUGCGUGUACCGGGGCAGCCUGGGUGCGUCUCUGCCCUCUUUAUCCCAACCCCUACUCCAUUGCUUCUACAGAAGCCAUUACACUUGGUUUCUUUAAUGCUCUUCCAUUCCUGCAUGGUGCACUAGCCAAGCUGUUUUAGGGUAAAGCACAGUUUGUACAGGGCAUGAGCCCUGCCUGCUCUUGACUGAAGCAGUGGGUGCCUCACCCAGGCCCUGUGCUCAUGGCAGUGCAUUUUCUCCCCCCUGCAGACAGCUGCUCCCCUGGAGAAUGAGGGCACUUACUCCCACACUGUUCCUCCCAUACUGGGACAUUUCCUAACUCAGAAGGUCUUGCAGCCAAUACAGGGAAUUCUUUAUCUGUUAAGAUGAGAUCUAAUAGAGAAACUGACUGCAGAUCUAAAAAUUAAUGAUAGCUUAGGUAUAAGUGAUUAUGACUUAUGUACAGUGUGAAUAAAGUCUAGACCAGUAAUAUAGAUACGUGUGCUACUUUAAUAAGGCCAGUUUCACAAAGCCAAAAACAAUUGGGCCAAAUGAGCUGGGAGGGAUGACUUAAGCAGAAAAAUGUAAAUGAUAAUUGGGAAACAUUUAACAACACCUUACUAGAUGCCCAAAAAGAUGCAAGCAAGGAAGAAAGAUGUAUUGAUUAAAAACUGACUUCUUUUAGAGGGGAAAGGAAGGCAGCUAUAAAAAAAAAAAUGUGUAACAAAUUAAAGAAAAGGGGGAAUGGAUAGGGACAAGUCACAAGUUGGAAAUUGUAGAAAACGUAUAAGGGAAGCAUAUGGACAUAAGGAGAAAUCUAUAGCCAGCAGAAUUAAGAAGGAGUUUUAAAAAUAUAUUAGGAACAAAAGCAAUCAUGAUAAUGGUAUUGGUCCAUUACUAGCUGGAAAUGGUAGAAUCAUCACUCAUCAGAAAAGGCAGAAGUGUUCAAUAAAUAUUUCUGUUCUGUAUUUAGGGAAAGACA